CUCUUUUCCUUGCUGUUUUAUUUUUGGUUCGGCCCCCUUCACAAAAUCCCAACAAGCACCAUGACCAACAACAAUGCAAUAUCCAUACUGAUGAUAGCAACGACACUGACGGCAGUGUUUAUUACUAUGGCUACUGCCGACAAAGAUAGUAGCAACAGCAACCACAACCUCGCCGAUGAUGCCCUGGAUUCGGUCGUGUCACUCUUGUUAUCCACCUUUUCGUCUGUGCGCAGCUUGUUUUCUAAGGGCACCUAUCUUGCACUCUCACCAGCCCGCUUGACCUACAAGAGUAUGACCUGGCUGAUUCACCAAAGCAUUGUCGGCAUGACCCACUUGACAUCGUACCCUGUCGUGUCAUUCCUACUUGCUGCCAUUGCCUGUGGCGUAAUCAUUGGCGGUUGUGCUGGAUUCGCGGUGGAAGCUUUUUCUUCUAUGCUCCUGUCGGCAACUUGGGGAAAACCUCAACUCGCUACCACCACAACAUGCGAUACUGACGACGACAAAGAACAAGAAGAACAACAAGUAGAAGAAGAAGAAAUCGUGGUGACCGAGUUGGGUGCUCGACGACGGCAACGACAGCAGCAGCAGCAGCAGCAACGGCUUAUUUACAAGAACAAGAAUUACCGAGUCGACAAUGACAGCGAAGAAGACGACAACAACUAUUCUGAUAUUAACAACGACAAUGGCAACGACGACGACGAAAAGACAGACCUUAUGCAUGAUAUAUUAAAGCGUCAUUUGGCCGCUGUAUCUCACGAACAGCAACAGCAAGGCAACUUGAGGCGGCGAAUGGCUGCUGCUUCUUAAAAAACUUUCAUGUGCAAUUGAUAAACUCGCUCUCUCGCAAAUUGCUGUGCACGAGCCACACAUCGCGCCUUCAGGAAUGCCACCAAUAGCACCAACACAUACAUGCAUGAAAACCUUACUCAUAUUAUACUUUGAUGCAAUAUACCUUUAUAAUCACAUAUUAUUUAUACAUUGUAGCAGUAUGGCCUGGUAUUCAUACAUAGUUAAUACUGCACAAACACGUUGUCUCCUCCUCUAUGUACAUCCUCGUCAACCUUUUACCAAUUUAUAUUUCGCCAUUCUCCCAAUUUUGAAAAUUCAGACUUAGCAGUAUAUAUUUACAAACGAAAGAAACGAGGAUAGUAACUGAAAAAUGAGAAACU
Molecule: messenger RNA, 1169 nt
Organism: Zychaea mexicana
Lineage: Eukaryota; Fungi; Mucoromycota; Mucoromycetes; Mucorales; Lichtheimiaceae
Exons: 1
Coding region: 61-807 (248 amino acids)
Source: RefSeq, a predicted model, not a curated record